AUGUAUCCAACUGUUUACAAAAAAGAACAAGUGGAGAACUGGCCCCAAGAUCACACCAGCUGGCCCCAAGAUCACACCAGCUGUCCCCAAGAUCACUCCAGCGGGCCCCAAGAUCACACCAGCUGGCUACAGGAUCACACCAGCUUGCCCCAAGAUCACGCCAGCUGGCCCAAGAUCACACCAGCUAGCCCAAAUAUCACACCAGCUGGCCCCAAGAUCACACCAUCUGUCCCUAAAAUUACACCAGCUGGCCCCAAGAUCACGCCAGCUGGCUCCAAGAUCACGCCAGCUGGCCCCAAGAUCACACCAGCUGGCCCCAAGAUCACACCAGCUGGUCCCAAGAUCACACCAGCUGGCCCCAAUAUCACACCAGCUGGCCCCAAAAUCACGCCAGCUAGCCCAAAGAUCACACCAGCUGGCCCAGAUAUCACGCCAGUUGGCCCCAAGAUCACACCAGCUGGUCCCAAUUUCACACCAUCUGUCCCUAAAAUUACACCAGUUGGCCCCAAGAUCAGAACAGCUGGCCCCAAGAUCAGAACAGCUGGCCCCAAGAUCACGCCAGCUGACUCAGCAGGCCGUCACGUUUCUCCCUGA
This is a messenger RNA of Homarus americanus (American lobster), 594 nucleotides long. Its product is annotated as merozoite surface protein CMZ-8-like. The record is from RefSeq and is a predicted model, not a curated record. Bases 1 to 594 code for a protein of 197 amino acids. The transcript is spliced from 2 exons. Lineage: Eukaryota; Metazoa; Arthropoda; Malacostraca; Decapoda; Nephropidae.